UCACAACAACCAACCAGGCUAUUACUGCACUCAAGCUGUUAAGGGAGAACAAGGACAUGUUUGACCUGGUUAUCAGCGACGUCCAUAUGCCUGAUAUGGACGGCUUCAAGCUCCUCGAGCUCGUUGGGCUUGAAAUGGACCUCCCUGUCAUCAUGUUAUCGGUGAAUGGCGAGACAAAAACUGUACUGAAGGGGAUAACUCAUGGUGCCUGUGACUAUCUCCUAAAACCCGUUCGCAUCGAAGAGCUUCGGAACGUCUGGCAGCAUGUUGUGAGGAGGAAGUUCAGUAACCGUGAAACCAAUAAUAAUCUUGAUUUCUGCAAGGAAUACAGCAAGAAUCCCACCACAGAUUCGUACCAUGGGCUCAGCCAGGUUACCUCUGGGUCCUCUGACCAGGGUAACAGAGCCAGCAAGAAGAGGAAAGAACCACAUAGUGAAGAGGAAGACGAAGGCGACGACAACGAUGCUCACGACAACGAUGAGCCCUCGGGGUCGAAGAAGCCAAGAGUUGUGUGGUCAGUUGAGCUGCAUCGAAAGUUUGUUGCGGCUGUCAACCAUCUCGGAAUUGAUAAAGCUGUACCGAAAAGAAUACUCGACCUUAUGAACGUGGAGAAGCUCACUAGGGAAAAUGUUGCGAGUCAUCUGCAGAAGUACAGGCUAUACCUCAGACGGCUAAGUGUUGUGGCGUCACAGCAAGCUAGCAUUGCUGCUGCUUUUGGAGGUAGAGAUCCCUUUUUGCACAUGGGAGCAUUUGAAGGGAUUCAUAAUUAUCAACCUUUUGCCUCUUCUGCUGGCAUUCCAUCUUUCAAUCCACAUGGACUUCUAAGUGGUGUUGGUGCAGCAGCAUUUGGGCUUGAGGACCUUGCUCCUUCCAAGGCAAUUCAGUGUGCUAGCAGCAAUGGUGCAGUAAGCCAUUGCAUGGGCGAUACAAAUAAGUUCCACAUUGCAAACUUACAAGAAAAAAACCAAGCCAAUUUGGCGCAAGGCUUGACCGCGCCCCUUGUGCAGCCCCAGCUCCAACAGAAGUGGAUCCCUCAAGAAACCAGUGAUCUGUCUUCUUUCUUUUCUGGUAGUGCUCUGGCUAACACAAUGUCGGGCACUCUCCAAAGAGUUACAAGCAGUUCAUUUCCACCAGUAGAGCUUUUGGAGUGCACACAGAUCAAAGUUGGAGCCCAUUCAUCAAUAAGAAUACCAUCUGCAAGUUCAGGACUGCUUGAAAGGUCUGUUGGGCUUUCCCCUAAUUUGCAGGAUUCUAGUAUAUCCCAGCAGUGUGCUAUUCCAAUUGAUGAUGGAUUUUCUGUCAACAAGUUACCAUUACAUAUCCCGUUUGUUGAUGUCAGCACGACAAAACUGGAUGCUAGCUUUGUGGUUCCAGAACAAGAUAUGGACCAAAAGGGGAAGUUUCCAGAAAGAGUGACAGUUCUCCCUUAUGAGAGCCUUAUAGCAGCUGACCGGAGCAAGUGUGGAACUCGUUCUUCUGGCAGUACAAUGCUGCUUCUUUCUGAUACCGGGAGACAUUCAAAAUACUUAAAGUUUGGAGUUGCAAGCAAUUCUAGACAUGGAAUGGAUGAAAUGGUUAAUGGAAGUUUUAACUACAAUGGUGGUGCCAGUGUGCCUGAACAGAAUGAUGUGUAUGAUUUCGGAAUCUCAAAGCUGCAGGGUGGAUUUAAUUCUAGUAGCUGCAGUUUUGAUGGCCUUCUCAAUUCCAUAAUAAAAGUGGAGAAUGAUGAUGUGCCGUUCGCGGAUAACGACCUGGGGUGUGAACUUUUUCCACUUGGUGCCUGCAUAUGACAGCUGGGGAGUAUUAUUUAGGCUAGUCCUCCACAGACAAGAGGAGACUGUACAGUUAUGCUUAGGGGUAUUUAUCAGCUAGGCUUGUGUACACUGGAUAUUUCUGAAUUCUGAUAGCUAGCUAUGGAUUCAAUGGCUUGUACUAAUCUGUACUUUCUCCUAUAAAGUAGGUAUUGAAAGUGAUUAUGCUCAGAUCAUCACCAAGAAGCGAAAUAUAUUCCUGUAACCUCAGCCCCAUAUCUAACGAAACAUGUGCCAGAUUUC
This is a messenger RNA of Lolium rigidum, 2054 nucleotides long. RefSeq names its product two-component response regulator ORR22-like. Lineage: Eukaryota; Viridiplantae; Streptophyta; Magnoliopsida; Poales; Poaceae. Gene Ontology annotation, biological process: cytokinin-activated signaling pathway; phosphorelay signal transduction system. The transcript is spliced from 5 exons. Bases 57 to 1790 code for a protein of 577 amino acids. The record is from RefSeq and is a predicted model, not a curated record. Gene Ontology annotation, molecular function: DNA binding; DNA-binding transcription factor activity.